Molecule: messenger RNA, 2664 nt
Organism: Sporothrix brasiliensis 5110
Lineage: Eukaryota; Fungi; Ascomycota; Sordariomycetes; Ophiostomatales; Ophiostomataceae
Product: origin recognition complex subunit
Exons: 6
Coding region: 1-2664 (887 amino acids)
Biological process (GO): DNA replication; DNA replication initiation
Cellular component (GO): nuclear pre-replicative complex; DNA replication preinitiation complex; nuclear origin of replication recognition complex
Molecular function (GO): DNA replication origin binding
Source: RefSeq, a predicted model, not a curated record
AUGGCUGCUCUUGCUGGCGAAGAUGCAGAGACAAGUAUUGUCCACCGGAGUAUCCCUGCUAACCCCCAAAAGGUCGCCUACAUUUUCAACCCGUCCGAUGAUGAGGAUGAUGAAGCCAACAAUGGCGAGAAUCGAGGUGCCACAACGUCGCCAUCGGCAUCCCGCAGUAGCAGAAAGCAUGGCCGGACAAAUGAUCGGACGCCAAAGUCCAAAAAGCGGCGAACGGCCAAGGGCAAGGCAAAGGUUGACUGUGACGGUGACGGUGACGGUGAACAAGACCGCGAAGGCGACGGUGACGAGAACGCCGGCGACGACAAUGCGCUGGCUUCAUUCCCACCCCUCCUUCAGGGCCGCGAAGCGUCCGAGGCAGUGGCCCGCCGGCGACAACUAUUCAACUCUCUGUGGGCCCAGCUCGAUGACCGGAUCCAGACUGUCUUGCAACGCUCUAAUCAAGCGACGCUAAGUGCCGUCAUGGACUUUAUUGAGAAGCCAACGCAAACAAAACUACCGGCCGCAUUUGUCAUUCUCGGCCCUGCUGCCACGACGGAUAUGCUACUCUUCCGCCAGCUGUCUGCUUCGCUCACUGAGAGCGAGAAGACCAUCAACCGCGACAGCAGCUCCAAAGGCAAGGAUCGCUGUGUCCGCCGCAUGGUCCGUCUGCGUGCGGCCGAAGCACCAAACCUGCGUGCCGCUCUCAAGACAAUCGUACAGGUUGCCUCCUCCGCGCCGUCGCCUGGAAACGGUGUUGACGAUGGUGCGGACGAAGACGAUGUCGUGGCUCACAACGGUAACAAAUAUCUUGCCUACGACCUCGAGGCCGUGGCAGCAGCCAUUAGUGACCCAGCAACCUCGCGCAUCGUUGUCGCCUUUGAGGACAGUGAGGCAUUCGAUGGCGCGCUGCUGGCCGACCUGAUCAGUUUUCUGCACUCCUGGUUCGAUCGCAUCCCCUUUGUUCUCCUGUUUGGGGUAGCCACGUCCGUCGAUCUCUUCCAGGCACGGCUACCCAAACAGGCCGCUCACCGUUUGUCCGCAGCACAGUUCGACAUUGCACCCUCGUCGGCCGUGCUUGAUCGCCUUGCUGAGAGGCAAGACGAGCAAGUAGCGGGUGUUUCGGUGUUUGUUAAUUCGUUGAAGGAAAAGUACGCCUACAUGUGCUAUUUUUACGCCAACCCGCUCAGCGUCUUCUUGCACGAUAUUGGAGACAGCACCGUAACAACGACCCAGGAUACUCUUCUCCAGAAUACAGAUUACCUCACGGCCUUCCGCCAACUACCCUCAUUCCGGCGCCACGUCAAAGCUCUCGUGACGGAUGGUGACAUUGAUGUGGCCAAGCAGCUACUCAGUGAUAAACCAGACCAACAACAAUUCCUCCGGCAAGCCGUGGCCGGCCAAAUGCAGUACCAGCGGCGCUGGAACGAGCGGAUAGCACGUGCUGUUCAUCUCGCCGCGGCCAGCGGCGUGUUCCCUGGUCAGUCAUUUACUGAACUCUACAUCACAGCCCUCGAGGACCAGCGUGGUGCAAAUGAGGAUGGAUUCACGCUUGAUGACGACGACUCGUCACUGGCUGCGACUAUGACAACUGCCAUCCGGCGCAUGACGUCUUCGGAACUGGUCACUGUACUCCGGCGCCUCAUUGCUGCCGCAGAGGCUGGCGAUGCAGAGCUUGCACUAGAGGCGCCACCGGACGACACCGCCGAGCUUGCUGGCGACAUGGAUCCGUAUCAGGCAAGCUGGGCCACGCUGCCUUCCAACCUCGCUAAGAUUGCGGGCCAGAUUGAGGAGCUCCAGAAGAAACUGGAGGCCAGCUAUGCCAACCGGGCUCGGAGUAGAAUCAUGAGCCUCAAAGCUGCCGGUGGAGGUCCGUCCAGUCCCGGUGGUGGUGGCGGCCCGCCCCAGCUACGCAGCAAGUACACGGCCCAAAGCAAAGUCUUGCGCACGACCGUUGUCGCACAAAAGGUCCAGCUGAGCCGUGACUCUAUGGCCUUGACCGAAGAGGACCAGACAUUCACGGAAUUGGUCGAUGCCGCCGUCGCCGCUGUUGUUGGCGUUGUCGACGUUGAGCCAGCGACGGCCAGUCGUGCGGCAGUGGCCCCAUCCUCGCUAGCAACGCCUUCCUCGUCGCCAGCGAGUCGUCUUUGGUUGCAGGAGGUCUGGUUAUACAACGCCCAAGCACCGUACCGCGACGUUUUUAUCCCGCGCCCCGGUCUGGUAGUAGAGCGGGCGCUUGCGCGGCCGCACGACUACCUGGCUUGCGAGUGCUGUGCUGGGACGGAACCUUCCCAAAAUACGUCGUCGAAGAAGAAUGGCGACACCGAGAGAGGUAGCAUCCGGCCUACACUUCCAGCGACCGCCAUCCUCUACCAGCUGUACCUCGAUGCUGGCCCGCUGAUCAAUGUGGCCGAUUUGUGGGAGGCUUUCCAAAAUGCCGUCUCAGAAAACGGCAACAGACGCAAAGACAAAGAUGGUAACGAAAAUAAAAACAAAGAGGCUGCGGCGAACAAUGGCGACAAUGCAGCCGAGGGCGAGGAAGAAGCCGAAGACAACACACUGGAGCGGCGGCACCUUGUCCAAUUUUAUCAGGGCCUCUCUGAGAUGAAGACGCUGGGCUAUAUCAAGCCCACACGACGCAAGGUCGACCAUGUCGCCAAAAUCAAGUGGCUGUAG